This is a messenger RNA of Oncorhynchus keta (chum salmon), 4080 nucleotides long. Its product is annotated as tripartite motif-containing protein 2-like. Gene Ontology annotation, biological process: negative regulation of translation; protein polyubiquitination; proteasome-mediated ubiquitin-dependent protein catabolic process. The record is from RefSeq and is a predicted model, not a curated record. NCBI's taxonomy places the organism in Eukaryota, Metazoa, Chordata, Actinopteri, Salmoniformes, Salmonidae. Gene Ontology annotation, molecular function: translation repressor activity; zinc ion binding; protein binding. The transcript has 17 exons. The coding region runs from base 1101 to 3119 and encodes 672 amino acids.
GUGAAAAGAGAAACAGACAGAGAGAAAGAGCACUUGAGAGAGACUUAGAGAGCUCAUCAACCAAUCAAUGAGCUCCCUCCUUCCUCGCUCUUCUUUCUGAUUGGCUGCUGCCCCUGUAGCCAGUCCCCUCCCCCUCUGUGUUACUGCAGCUCAGUCUAUUCUAUCUCUCUCUCUUUCUCUCUCUCUUUCUCUCUCUCUCUCUCUCUCUCUCUCUCUCUGUCUGUCUGUCUGUUGCCGUAGCGAUCUCUUCUCUCUCCCCCGGACCCCGCAGCAUAACCCCCUGCACGGAUAGACCUGGCCUUUAUCGUUAUAAAGAUGAAUCCACCCUGGAAUAUCCAGAGAUGCUAUUAUCCCCACCACGACCCGGCAACACAGACAAUGAGUUCCCAGUCCUGAAGUGAACCCGUCCUCUGUCCUGAGGUGAAUCGGUCCUCUGUCCUGAGGUGAACCCGUCCUCUGUCCUGAGGUGAAUCAGUCCUCUGUCCUGAGGUGAAUCAGUCCAGAGUUACUGCAGUCCUGAGGUGAAUCGGUCCUCUGUCCUGAGGUGAAUCAGUCCUCAGUCCUGAGGUGAAUCAGUCCAGAGUUACUGCAGUCCUGAGGUGAAUCAGUCCUCUGUCCUGAGGUGAAUCCGUCCUCUGUCCUGAGGUGAAUCAGUCCUCUGUCCUGAGGUGAAUCAGUCCUCUGUCCUGAGGUGAAUCAGUCCUCUGUCCUGAGGUGAAUCCGUCCUCUGUCCUGAGGUGAAUCAGUCCUCUGUCCUGAGGUGAACCCGUCCUCAGUCCUGAGGUGAAUCAGUCCUCUGUCCUGAGGUGAAUCCGUCCUCAGUCCUGAGGUGAAUCAGUCCUCAGUCCUGAGGUGAAUCAGUCCUCUGUCCUGAGGUGAAUCAGUCCUCUGUCCUGAGGUGAAUCAGUCCUCUGUCCUGAGGUGAAUCCGUCCUCUGUCCUGAGGUGAAUCAGUCCUCUGUCCUGAGGUGAAUCAGUCCUCAGUCCUGAGGUGAACCCGUCCAGAGUUACUGCAGUCCUGAGAAACGAAGAAGGUGUUUGUCUGCCAAUCCUGUCCCUCCUCCUGGCUGCAGGCUGUAGAAAGGGGUGUGGACUGUCCUGAUGGAGGGGGGACAGCCAUCACCUGACAGCAGUAGUGAAGAGUGUAAAGUACUGGAGGCUCUACCAGACAAGGGACUGGCCUGUCACACACACACUGGCAAGGUGACGGAGCUGUACUGUUCAGGGUGUGAGGUGUGUGUGUGUGAGGUGUGUGUGUCGGGGGAGCACGCGGACCAUCCCACGCUACCUUUAUUAGACUUUCUGGAGACACACAGAGACGGUCUGCAGGAGAGACUGACUGCUGCACAGAACAGGCUGCCUCAGAUCUCGGAGGCCCUGGUGUCUCUGAGAGAGAUCCUAAAGCAGCUGACCAAUCAGAGAGAUUUGAUCGAGGAGGACAUCCACGUCAGCUUUGAAGAGCUCCACAAGACCCUGGACGUCAGGAAGAGUGUCCUACUGAUGGAGCUAGAGGUCACCUACGGACUGAAACAGAAGGUUCUGCAGGCCCAGCUGGACACCCUGCUCCAGGGCCACAGGGGUAUCGCUGACACCUGUAGCCAGACAGAGGAGGCCCUGAGUGGAAAGGCCAGCGCUGCAAGCCUGCAGGCUGAGAGAGGCCUUGGGGAGAGGCUGGGGGAGCUGGCCAGCCAAGGGUUACCAUUCCAGGCUGAGGAGAAUGAUCAACUGGACUUAGUGAUGGAGGCAGAGGGGCUGAGGAAGUCGAUCCACAACCUAGGGACAAUUGUCACUACCAGCGCGGUGGCGAGCCAGAGUGAGGCGUCGGGUGUGGGACUGGAGCAGUGCAUCGUGGGUCUCCCAGCCUGUGUAACCAUAACGACCAGAGACAAGGCCGGGGGACACUGCAGGACAGGCAACGCCAUCCUGUCUGCUGAGGUGUGUACUCCAGAUGGCAGCGUGGCGGACGGGGAGAUACUCGACCACAAGAACGGGACAUAUGAUUUUGUUUACACUGUAAACAAGGAAGGGGAGUUCUCAUUGGCUCUCCGGCUCUAUGACCAGCACAUCAAAGGAAGUCCCUUCAGUCUCAGAGUUACCAGGUCCCCGGACCCUGAGGUGUCUCCUCCCACCACCACAGCCACCUCUCUGGCGGCCACCGCCACCCCGUCUACAGGCUCCUCUGAGGGGGCUAAGAGGAGAGGAAAGUCCCCUGGGUCCGGGAGUAAGAAGAAAGGGUCCAGGAGGACAGGCAGUGCCCUGGGGACACCCAGACGCAAAGAGAACCCCAUCGAAGAUGACCUCAUCUUCAGGAUCGGUACCAAGGGGAAGAAUAAAGGAGAGUUUACUAACCUGCAGGGUGUGUCGACGUCCUCCAAUGGCAGGAUUCUAAUAGCAGACAGCAAUAACCAGUGUGUUCAGAUCUUCUCUAAUGACGGCGAGUUUAAGAGUCGUUUCGGGGUGAGGGGCCGGUCGCCAGGGCAACUCCAACGACCAACGGGUGUGGCUGUUCACCCCAACGGUGACAUCAUCAUCGCCGACUACGACAACAAGUGGGUCAGCAUCUUCUCCAGCGAGGGCAAGUACAAGGCCAAGCUGGGCUCUGGUAGGCUGAUGGGACCGAAGGGCGUGUCCGUGGAUCAGAACGGUCACGUGAUCGUUGUGGACAACAAGGCAUGCACCGUCUUCAUCUUCCAGCCAACCGGCAAGCUCGUUACUAAGUUCGGUAGCCGCGGCAACGGAGACAAACAGUUCGCAGGUCCUCAUUUUGCAGCAGUCAACAACAACAAUGAGAUCAUAGUGACAGACUUUCACAACCACUCAGUCAAGGUGUUCACCCCAGAGGGAGAGCUGCUGUUGAAGUUUGGAUCUAAUGGAGAGGGCAACGGUCAGUUUAAUGCUCCUACAGGCGUGGCCGUCGAUGUGAACGGGAACAUCAUUGUAGCCGACUGGGGCAACAGCCGCAUACAGGUGUUUGACGGUAGUGGCUCCUUCCUGUCCUAUAUCAACACAUCAGCUGACCCUCUCUAUGGACCUCAGGGUCUGGCUCUCACCUCUGAUGGACACGUGGUGGUGGCCGACUCUGGGAACCACUGCUUCAAGGUCUACAGAUACCUACAGUAGUGGGAUGGAGGAACGGAGGGAGGGGUGGAGGAAUGCAGAGAUGAAUGGACAGAACUACUGUUCAAAGGUCUACAGAUACCUACAGUGAACUUAAACGAUGGCCAAUAAAAUCAGUUCCUCUCUCUGCUCUGACGACAUGUCACUCAUCUGCAAUACUAUUGGCCAGAGGAACAAAGCGAGAACAUCUAUUGGCCAACUUCAAAACAGACCUGGGACCUAACUCUUGACUCGCCAGACACGGCUCAAUAUGAAACCAACGUCAACCUGUUUAUCUGCUCUUAAACUCACGUACUGCUAUGGAUUCUACAAAAUAAUGAUAUAGAUUGUUCGAUUGAGGAUUGUCGUGUGCUAAAUCAAUAAGAAAUGUUCAAGAACGUGACUAUGGUUAUUCUAAUACUCCACAGGUACAGUAUAUCAAUGAUUCCAUCAAUCAAUCAAUUCAUUAUUGGCUGAUUGAUUUGAUGUAUUGAGUUAACAGGCAGCUUGCGACGUUACGCUUGGAUGAGGUAUAUAUUCAACCAUCUAUUUUUUUCCGGAAAAAAAUUAUGUUUUUGCGUCCCAAAUUUCUCCCUAUGGGCCUGGGUCAAAAGUAGUGCACUACAUAGGGAUUAGGGUGCUGUUUGGGACGUAUUGGCUCUGAUCAAAGGUAGUGCACUACAUAGGGAUUAGGGUGCUGUUUGGGACGUAUUGGGUCUGAUCAAAGGUAGUGCACUACAUAGGGAUUAGGGUGCUGUUUGGGAUAUAGACGCAGUCGCAAGAUAAAAUGGAAGAGUAUAUAUAUUUGUGAAAUUAUAUUUACUAUUAAUACCGAUCAAUAACCGUUUGCAAACCAAGAGUCAUCAGUGACGUUUUCAACCCCCUCAUUAGAAAAUACUAGACCGUAUGGCUCGAUUCAAUCCGUAUCGCUGAAGUUCAGCGCUGUAAUGAGAUUGUGAUUUCUGAUUGAGCCAACAUAUACAGC